Molecule: messenger RNA, 918 nt
Organism: Pediculus humanus corporis (human body louse)
Lineage: Eukaryota; Metazoa; Arthropoda; Insecta; Psocodea; Pediculidae
Product: Cobalt uptake protein COT1, putative
Exons: 5
Coding region: 1-918 (305 amino acids)
Biological process (GO): detoxification of zinc ion; intracellular zinc ion homeostasis; zinc ion transmembrane transport
Cellular component (GO): membrane
Molecular function (GO): zinc ion transmembrane transporter activity
Source: RefSeq, a predicted model, not a curated record
AUGAUUUCAGAGCAUGGAAAUCCAUUGAAUACGGUAGCACAAGAUGAUAUUAAUGAAAAUGAUCAAAAUUUCAAAACGCCAUCCUCGACUCUUAUGGAAAAAAAAAGAUCCCGAGGGCAUAGUCAUUCAUUUCGCGAUGCUUCUCAAAUGAACAUGAGAGGGAUAUUUCUUCACGUUUUAGCCGAUGCAUUGGGAUCCGUCGUAGUUGUCAUAUCGGCAUUAGUCAUAUGGAAAACGGAUUGGGAUUCCAAGUUUUAUUUAGAUCCGGCAUUAAGUUUAGUUUUGGUUGUUUUAAUAUUAAAAUCAGUUUGGCCUUUGCUAUUAGAAUCCGCUUUGAUAUUGCUUCAAACCGUACCUACUCACAUACAGGUCGAUGCCAUUCAGCGAAGACUUUUAGACAAGGUUGAUGGAGUUUUAGCUGUUCACGAAUUUCACGUGUGGCAGUUAACGGGAGAUAGAAUUAUAGCAUCAGCCCAUAUUAGGUGUAGAAAUUUAUCAGAAUAUAUGAAAUUAGCAGAAAAAGUUAAAGAAUUUUUUCACAACGAAGGAAUACAUUCGACGACGAUACAACCCGAGUUUUUAGAAAUAAACGAGAUGCCCAAAGGAACAUCUCAAACUUCUUCAGAUUCAAAAAAAAAUGGAGGAUGCGUUUUGGAUUGUCCAAAAUCGGAAGAUCAAACGUGUGCGCUUAACACUUGUUGCGGACCUCAGGGCUCGGAGAGACCUUCGAAGGAGACUCCAUAUUUAUGUCGUCAGAGGUGUGGAUCCGUUGCGAGUUUCAAUCAAAUCCAACAGGAACUUCACGGGGAAAUGGAAAGCGGUCACCUUUUAUCGAUAAAUGCGAGUAGAUCUUAUCCGAAAUUAAAUUCGAGUCCUCAAUCUUAUCCCAAAUUAAAUAAUAAAGAAAGUCGGGUUUGA